Molecule: messenger RNA, 2041 nt
Organism: Triticum urartu
Lineage: Eukaryota; Viridiplantae; Streptophyta; Magnoliopsida; Poales; Poaceae
Source: RefSeq, a predicted model, not a curated record
AUGGCUGCCUCUCGACGGGGAGCCGUACUUGCGAGGGGAUCGAUGGUGCGCAUGGUGUGGGCGGCGGCGCGGAAUCCCGCGGGGCUGCGUGGUAGUGGCUACCGGAGCUGCAAACGACGACGGCGUCGGAGACGGGUCGCCACUCGUCACCCAUGCUACAACCGGGAAGCUGAGGAGAGGAGCAGCGCAACAUCGGGCAGCCAAAGCUCCGUCGCCACCACGUGCUGCGUCGUAACAACUUCGUUGCCACCGCGUGAUUCGUCGGAGCACCUCGCCGCCAUCUCGUUGUGCUGCAGUGAAACUUCGUCGGCUCCCAUCGGGUGCGGAGGGGCUGCAGUGAAGCGCCGUGAUGGUCGUCGGAGCUCCGGGGAGGUUGCAAUGAAGCGUGUCGAAGCUGCAGUGAAGCGCCGCCGUGGUCGUCGGAGCUCCGGCGAGGUUGCAAUGAAGCGUGUCGAAGCUGCAGUGAAGCGCCGCCGUGGUCGUCGGAGCUCCGGCGAGGUUGCAAUGAAGCGUGUCGAAGCUGCAGUGAAGCGCCGCCGUGGUCGUCGGAGCUCCGGCGAGGUUGCAAUGAAGCGUGUCGAAGCUGCAGUGAAGCGCCGCCGUGGUCGUCGGAGCUCCGGCGAGGUUGCAAUGAAGCGUGUCGAAGCUGCAGUGAAGCGCCGCCGUGGUCGUCGGAGCUCCGGCGAGGUUGCAAUGAAGCGCGUCGAAGCUGCAGUGAAGCGCCGCGGUGGUCGUCGGAGCUCCGGUAAGGUUGCAAUGAAGCGCAUCGAAGCUGCAGUGAAGUGCCGCGGCAGUCGUCGGAGCUCCGGCGAGGUUGUAAUAAAGCGUCGACUACCAUAGACUUCGACACCACCGGAGCUGCAAUGUAGCGGGCACGACGAUGCCGGAGCUGUGAUGCAGUGGUUGUGUCGCUGCCGGAGAUACGAUGCAGCGUGCAACGCUUGCCGAGCGGCUGUCGAAGCUGCAAUGCAUCGCUCGCGACGCUGCAGAGAGGCCACCGGUGCUUUGAAGUGGCAGUUGUCGGUGGCUUGCUGCUGUGAUGUAGCAUCAACAGCUGCGGCGAAGCAUCAUCGAGCCUCCGGUGAUGCAUUGAAGCACCGCCCUGAUGGAUCUGACGCGAGAGAAGGAUGCGAAGCUAGAAAAGAAACACACGUUGAUGUAGUCCUGCAAGCCGAUGGCCAUGCACGCGCUGAAUUAGAUGGCUGGUUAGCUGUGGCCGGUGUGGCUGCUUCAGAUGGGAGGAUGGCCGUUGACGACGAGCGAUGGAGUGGGUGCUGCGCUGCAGCGAUCAGGGUCAAUUUUUGCAGCUGUCCCUGCUCUCCUCCACUGGCGCAAAUCGAACAGCCGCGCGAGCCUCAUCCAAUGACUGACAAGGCAGUUUACAAUUGCAUCGCGUCAGCCGGAUGACGCCUAGCAGCGGCCAUUAGCAAAGGGCCGUGCGUGGGCAGCAAGGCUGCGUACGCGGGCCGACAUGGCACCUUUGUGGGGCGUGCCGUGUCAGGCACGAUUACAGCGGGCCACUGGCCCGGGCCGGCUCAUUUGGCCAGCUCUGCUCGAAGAGGCUAGUGAACGGACUUUUGUCUCAUAAAAAAAAAUAGUGAACGGAUUUGUCCGUGCUAAGUACACUACUCCUGAACUCCAGUUUUUUCUAACCCCAAAUUGUGCUCCUCUCAAAUUCUCAAUCCCCAAACCAGAUCGACAGCGGAGAUGGAAGGGAAGAGAGCGCCGGCGGCCGCCCCAGCCGUCAUCUCGGCCGUGCUCGACGACGACGACCUCCUCGGUAACUGAAAUCAAUGGUAUCAAACGCCAUAACCAGUGGAGGGCUGGAGGCAGCAGAUAAUGCAGAUGUGGGUCUGUCAUAGUACCAGCAGAUCCACAGCGUCCCAUUCUACCAGUUUUGCAUAUUGUUGUAAGAUGAUACCAACUUACCAUGUUGACUUAUGCAGCUGUUAGCCUUUACAUGCCUGCUUUUAUAUGUACUGAUGAUGCUUCUGCUAGAUCAGUGCAACUCUUGUAUAUGUAUGCCACUUUCUGCUGUGUA